CGGAGCGUCCUUCCGUCCUGUGCCCGCAGCCGGCGCCCUUCUCCCGAGCGUGGUCUGGGGCGGGCAAAACGCCCUCCGGAUUAGUGUCGCGCAGGGUGGCGGCUGCACACACAGGCGGUGCAAGACCGCCCGCGCUAGGACCCGCCGGCCCGGAAACGCUUGCUGUCACAAAGGGGGCAACACGUGGGGGCGACGCGUGGGCGCAGACGGCCAGGGCAGCCCGGAGAACCGCCCACUGUCUCGGCCACCUGACUCCUCGGUCCCAGCCGCCAGGUCGGUCCAGCUUCGGCCGGCGCCCGGCUGUGAGGUGGACGCCCGAACUCCGUCUGAUCACCUCCCUCCAGUCUUUUCCACCUGGUUCGGACGCCUGCAUAAUCAUGUCCAUCCUCUACGUCUCCCCUCACCCCGAUGCCUUCCCCAGCCUCCGAGCCCUCAUAGCUGCGCGCUACGGGGAGGCUGGGGAGGGGCCGGGGUGGGGAGGGGCCCACCCCCGCAUCUGUCUCCAGCCGCCUCCGACGAGCAGGACUCCCUUUCCCCCACCACGUCUGCCCGCCCUGGAGCAGGGGCCCGGUGGGCUCUGGGUGUGGGGGGCUACAGCUGUGGCCCAGCUGCUGUGGCCAGCAGGUCUGGGGGGCCCUGGGGGCAGCCGGGCAGCUGUCCUCGUCCAACAGUGGGUUAGUUACGCAGACACGGAGCUAAUACCAGCUGCCUGUGGGGCAACGCUGCCCGCCUUGGGACUCCGCAGCUCUGUCCAGGACCCCCAGGCUGCACUGGGGGCCCUGGGAAGAGCUCUGAGCCCCUUGGAAGAGUGGCUUCGGCUACACACCUACCUGGCUGGGGAGGCCCCCACUCUGGCUGACCUGGCGGCUGUCACAGCUUUGCUGCUGCCUUUCCGAUAUGUCCUGGACCCCUCUGCCCGCCGGAUCUGGGGUAAUGUCACUCGCUGGUUUAUCACAUGUGUCCAGCAGCCAGAAUUCCGGGCUGUACUGGGAGAGGUGGUUCUGUACUCAGGGGCCAGGCAUCUUUCCCAACAGCCAGGCCCUGAGGUCACUGCACCCCCAAAGACAGCCGGCCAACUCAAGAAAGAAGCAAAGAAACGGGAGAAGCUACAGAAAUUUCAACAGAAGCAGAAGAUCCAACAGCAGCAGCCACCCCUAGGGGAGCAGAAGAAACCAAAAUCAGAGAAGAGGGAGAAACGGGAUCCUGGAGUCAUUACCUAUGACCUUCCAACCCCACCUGGGGAAAAGAAAGAUGUCAGUGGCACCAUGCCUGACUCCUAUAGCCCUCAGUAUGUGGAGGCGGCCUGGUACCCUUGGUGGGAGCAGCAGGGUUUCUUCAAGCCAGAGUAUGGACGUUCCAGCGUGUCAGCACCAAAUCCCCGGGGCAUCUUCAUGAUGUGCAUCCCACCCCCCAAUGUGACAGGCUCCCUGCACCUGGGCCAUGCGCUCACCAACGCCAUCCAGGACUCCCUGACCCGAUGGCACCGCAUGCGUGGCGAGACGACCCUGUGGAACCCUGGCUGUGACCAUGCGGGCAUUGCCACCCAGGUGGUGGUGGAGAAGAAGCUGUGGCGAGAGCAGGGCCGAAAUCGGCAUGAUUUGGGCCGUGAGGCCUUUCUACGGGAGGUCUGGAAGUGGAAGGAGGAAAAAGGUGACCGGAUUUACCACCAGUUGAAGAAGCUCGGCAGUUCCUUGGACUGGGAUAGAGCCUGUUUCACCAUGGACCCUAAAUUGUCAGCAGCUGUGAUAGAGGCCUUCGUCCAGCUUCAUGAGGAAGGAGUCAUCUACCGCAGUACCCGCCUUGUCAACUGGUCCUGCACUCUCAACUCUGCCAUCUCCGAUAUUGAGGUGGAUAAGAAGGAGCUGACAGGUCGCACCCUGCUCUCUGUGCCUGGCUACAAGGAGAAGGUGGAGUUUGGGGUCCUCGUUUCUUUUGCCUACAAGGUCCAAGGCUCAGAGAGCAAUGAGGAGGUGGUGGUGGCAACAACACGGAUUGAGACAAUGCUGGGAGAUGUGGCCGUAGCUGUACACCCCAAAGAUCCCAGAUACCAGCACCUGAAGGGGAAGAUCUUGAUCCACCCAUUCCUGUCUCGGAGCCUCCCCAUCAUCUUUGAUGAUUUUGUGGACAUGGAGUUUGGCACAGGUGCGGUGAAGAUCACCCCUGCACAUGACCAGAAUGACUAUGAGGUUGGGCAGAGGCAUGGGCUGGAGGCCAUCAGCAUCAUGGACUCCCGAGGGGCCCUCAUCAAUGUGCCCUUGCCUUUCCUGGGCCUACCCAGGUUUGAGGCCAGGAAGGCAGUGUUGGCGGCACUGAAGGAGCAGGGACUGUUCCGUGGUAUUGAGGACAACCCCAUGGUGGUGCCACUUUGCAACCGGUCCAAGGAUGUGGUAGAGCCUCUACUGCGGCCACAGUGGUAUGUGCGCUGUGGGGAGAUGGCCCAGGCCGCCAGUGCUGCUGUGACUCGGGGCGACCUUCGAAUCCUGCCUGAGACCCAUCAGCGGACUUGGCAUGCCUGGAUGGACAACAUCCGGGACUGGUGCAUCUCCCGGCAGCUGUGGUGGGGCCAUCGCAUCCCAGCCUACUUUAUCACUGUCAACGACCCAACCAUACCCCCAGGGGAGGACCCUGAUGGGCGGUACUGGGUGAGUGGGCGCAGCGAGGCCGAGGCCCGUGAGAAGGCAGCCAAGGAAUUUGGAGUGUCCCCUGACAAGAUCAUUCUCCAGCAAGAUGAAGAUGUAUUGGAUACCUGGUUCUCCUCUGGCCUCUUCCCCUUCUCCAUCCUGGGCUGGCCCAACCAGUCAGAAGACCUGAGUGUGUUCUACCCGGGGACGCUGCUGGAGACGGGCCAUGACAUCCUCUUCUUUUGGGUGGCCAGGAUGGUCAUGCUUGGCCUGAAGCUCACUGGCAGGCUGCCCUUCAGAGAGGUCUACCUUCAUGCCAUCGUGCGAGAUGCGCAUGGCCGGAAAAUGAGCAAGUCUCUGGGCAAUGUCAUUGACCCUCUGGAUGUUAUCCACGGAGUCUCCCUGCAGGGCCUCCACGACCAGUUACUGAACAGUAACCUGGAUCCCAGCGAGGUGGAGAAGGCUAAAGAAGGGCAGAAGGCGGACUUCCCGGCAGGGAUUCCCGAGUGUGGCACUGAUGCCCUCCGGUUUGGACUGUGCGCCUACACGUCCCAGGGUCGUGACAUCAACCUGGAUGUGAACCGGAUACUGGGAUACCGCCACUUCUGCAACAAGCUUUGGAAUGCCACCAAGUUUGCCCUCCGUGGUCUGGGGAAGGGUUUUGUGCCCUCAGCCACCUCCGAGCCUGGAGGCCAUGAGAGCCUGGUAGACCGCUGGAUCCGCAGUCGGCUGACUGAGGCCGUGAGGCUCAGCAACCAAGGUUUCCAGGCCUACGACUUCCCAGCUAUCACCACCGCCCAGUACAGCUUCUGGCUGUAUGAACUCUGUGAUGUCUACCUGGAGUGCCUGAAGCCCGUGCUGAAUGGGGUGGACCAGGCAGCCACAGAGUGCGCCUGCCAAACCCUCUAUACCUGUCUGGAUGUUGGCCUGCGGCUGCUCUCACCUUUCAUGCCAUUUGUGACCGAGGAGCUAUUCCAGAGGCUGCCCCGGCGGAUGCCACAAGCACCCCCUAGCCUCUGUGUCACCCCCUACCCAGAGCCUUCGGAGUGCUCCUGGAAGGACACUGAGGCAGAAGCUGCCAUUGAGCUGGCCCUGAGCAUCACGCGAGCCGUGCGUUCCCUGCGUGCUGACUACAACCUCAUCCGGAUCCGACCCGACUGUUUCCUGGAAGUGGCUGACGAGGCCACAGGUGCCCUGGCAUCAGCAGUGUCAGGCUACGUGCAGGUGCUGGCCAGCGCAGGUGUGGUAGCUGUCCUGGCCCUGGGGGCUCCCGCACCCCAGGGCUGUGCUAUGGCCCUGGCCUCUGACCGCUGCUCCGUCCACCUGCAGCUGCAGGGGCUGGUGGACCCGGCCCGGGAGCUAGGCAAGCUGCAGGCCAAACGUGGUGAGGCGCAGCGGCAGGCCCAGCGUCUGCGGGAACGCCGCUCCACCAUGAGCUACCCAGUCAAGGUGCCCCUCAAAGUCCAGGAGGCAGAUGAAGCCAAGCUCCGACAAACAGAAGCAGAGCUCAGGAAGAUGGACGAGGCUAUCACCCUUUUUCAGAAGAUGGUGUGAUACACCAGCUCCAACCCACAGUGGUCUACCAUGGGACUGGCAGCAAUAAAUAUUUUGCCACAAAA
This is a messenger RNA of Pteropus alecto (black flying fox), 4240 nucleotides long. RefSeq names its product valyl-tRNA synthetase (gene VARS1). Lineage: Eukaryota; Metazoa; Chordata; Mammalia; Chiroptera; Pteropodidae. Bases 378 to 4175 code for a protein of 1265 amino acids. Gene Ontology annotation, biological process: valyl-tRNA aminoacylation. The record is from RefSeq and is a predicted model, not a curated record. Gene Ontology annotation, cellular component: cytosol. The transcript has 30 exons. Gene Ontology annotation, molecular function: ATP binding; aminoacyl-tRNA deacylase activity; valine-tRNA ligase activity.